AUGGAAGAAGGUUCAGACAUUGAUGAUACAGAUGAUGAUGUCCAAGAGGCUCCUCCUCAAUUGGAGGAUGGCAGAAAUGCCGGGCCUUUGUCCCAGGAUAGCUAUUUAUCAUUUGGGGAUAAAAAAAGAACACGUCCUAUAAAACAGUCACAACGACUGUUUCGUCCUGAGUUGGUAACACAAAUUGAAACGGAGGUCAACAAGCUCAUCGAAGCUGGAUUUAUUCGAGAAGUGAAGUACCCGUUGUGGAUCUCAAAUAUUGUACCUGUUAAGAAGAAGAAUGGUCAAAUACAUGUCUGCGUUGAUUUUCGAGAUUUGAACAAGGCAUGUCCAAAAGAUGACUUCUCUCUGCCAAUCAUUGAGCUCAUGGUUGAUGCUACAACUGGGCACGAAGCUAUGUCAUUUAUGGAUGGAUCUUCUGGAUAUAAUCAAAUCAGAAUGUCUCUAAAAGAUGAAGAAUGUACUGCCUUCCGAACUCCAAAAGGAAUUUAUUGUUGCAAAGUGAUGCCCUUUGGUCUAAAGAAUGCUGGGGCCACCUAUCAACGUGCAAUGCAAAACAUAUUUGAUGACAUGCUUCAUAAGAGGGUGGAAUGUUACGUCGAUGACUUGGUGGAAUUCAUUGUGCGUCACCGUGGAAUUGAAGUUGAUCCCGCAAAGAUUUAUGCCAUUCAAAAAAUGCCUGAGCCAAAGAACUUGAGAGACCUCCGCAGUCUACAAGGAAAUUUGGCAUUCAUUCAGAGAUUCAUUUCUAACCUAGCUGGACGAUGUCAACCUUUCAACCAUUUAUUGAAGAAAGAUGCUCUUUUCCAUUGGGACCAAUCAUGUCGAAAUGCCUUUGAAAGCAUCAAGAGAUACCUGAUGAAUUUGCCUGUAUUAGGGGAACCAACACUUGGAAAGCCAUUGAUACUGUACAUUGCAUCGCAAGAGCGAUCACUUGGGGCACUUCUUGCUCAAGAGAAUGAAGCUAAGAAGGAACAAGCAAUGUAUUAUCUGAGUCGAACCUUGAUAGGAGCUGAGUUGAAUUAUACUCCCAUUGAGAAAAUGUGCUUAGCAUUGCUUUAUGCGAUAAGAAAAUUGAGGCAUUAUUUUGAAACGUACACUAUCAAGCUAAUUUCUCGGGCUGAUCCCGUGAAGUUCGUAAUGACUCGACCAGUUCUCUCAGGACAUCUAGCAAGAUGGUUUAUAUUUUUUAAUCAAUAUGAGAUCAUUUACACACCUCAAAAGGCUGUGAAGGGGAAAUCACUUGCUAAUUUCCUUGCUGAUCACCCUCUUCCGGGGAAAUGGGAAACUUCAGAUGAGUUCCCUGAUGAAGAUGUAUUUCUUACUGAAGAGCUGCCAGCAUGGACAAUGUUCUUUGAUGGAUCUGCACGUCGAGAUGGUGCAGGGGCGGGAGUCGUGUUGAUAUCUCCAGAACAACUAAUCCUACCAUUUUCAUUUAUUCAAGGUGAAACCUGUUCCAACAACGCUGCAGAGUACCAAGCUUUGAUUGUGGGCCUUGAAAUGGCAUUAGAUAUGAAGAUUCCUCAAUUGGAUGUCUAUGGUGACUCUCAAUUGAUCAUCAAUCAACUCUCGGGGAGUUACGAGGUAAAGAAGGAAGAUCUUUUGUCAUAUCACCAAUAUGCUACUUUCUUACUUGAAAGGUUUGAUCAAGUGUUCUUAAAUCACGUCCCAAGAGAAGAAAAUUGCAUGGCAGAUGCUUUGGCUAACUUGGCUACAACAAUGGCACUCGGAGAAAAUGAGACAACAAAGGUCCCUCAUAUAUCAGUUCGAGUGGUUGAAGAAGAAAAUUGGAGAAAACCACUGGUUGAGUAUCUUGAACAUGGAAGACUGCCUGAGGAUCCACGAGUAAGAGCAGACAUUAAGAGAAGAGCACCACGAUUCAUCUUUCACGAUGGGAUACUGUUUCGUCGUUCUUAUGAGGGACUAUUUUUGCGGUGUCUUGACAAAGAAGAAGCUCAACAAACAAUGGAUGAGGCACAUUCUGGCACAUGUGGAGCACACCAAUCAGGGCCUAAACUUCAUUUUCGCAUCAAGAGGAUGGGCUACUAUAGGCCAACAUUGGUGAUGGACUGCUUAGGGCAUGCAAAAAAGUGUCAAGUGUGUCAAUUCCAUGCUAAUUACAUCCAUCAAUCUCCAGAGGUUUUGCAUCCGACUGUAGCCUCAUGGCCCUUCGAUGCAUGA
Molecule: messenger RNA, 2181 nt
Organism: Solanum verrucosum
Lineage: Eukaryota; Viridiplantae; Streptophyta; Magnoliopsida; Solanales; Solanaceae
Exons: 4
Coding region: 1-2181 (726 amino acids)
Molecular function (GO): RNA-DNA hybrid ribonuclease activity; nucleic acid binding
Source: RefSeq, a predicted model, not a curated record